CAUCACCCCGCGGUGGCGCGGGCCUGCGAACUGAGCGCUCUCUAUGCUCCGGGAGGACAGAGCGGCGCCGUCGUUGCUAUGGCUUUUCAGUCUCGCCGCUGGAGGGAAGCCUCCCAGCUAGGCGCCCGCUAGCUCUGGCGCCAACGCGGACCGGGAAGCGGAAAGAAUCCCGCGUGGUGGGUCCGGGGACCCCCAGGGCCGAGCGCGAGGAGACCGGAACCCCGGAGGACAGCGCGAGCAGCGGAAGCGUUUACUUCACGAUUUGCUGAGUGUAGCUCAUCUACCCCAACCCACUCCCACGGCUCUCAGCCAGCAGUGUGGAAACAUGGCGGUGAGCCACUCGGUGAAGGAGCGGACCAUCUCUGAGAACAGCCUGAUCAUCCUGCUGCAGGGCCUCCAGGGCCAGGUCACCACUGUGGACCUGCGGGAUGAGAGCGUGGCCCACGGACGCAUAGACAACGUCGAUGCCUUCAUGAACAUCCGCCUGGCCAAGGUCACCUACACAGACCGUUGGGGGCAUCAGGCCGAGCUGGAUGACCUCUUUGUAACCGGCCGGAACGUCCGGUACGUCCACAUCCCAGAUGACGUGAACAUCACUAAGACCAUUGAGCAGCAGCUGCAGGUCAUCCAUCGGGUUCGCAACUUUGGCAGCAAAGGUCAAGGCCGGCGGGAAUUUCCCACCAAAAAGUAUAAAUGAGUUUGGCCCUUCAGCAAGCCCCAGUCCCCACUCAGGUUCCUUCUGAGUUCUACUGAGCCAACGACUGCCUGCUAUCCCUCCCUUCCCGGGUUCUGGGAAGGGAGCAGGGCCAGCCCAGAAACUGGUGUCUGACAGACAACACCUGUCACAGUUGCCUUUCACAGGGUUCCACCUCCCAGAUUCAUCCUGGGACCCAGAAUCCUAUUUACCUGUGGCCUUGGGGUAGAUGACAAUCUCCCUUUUGAUCAGUUGCACCUGAAUCUGUGAUUUAGUGAUUUAGGGAAUCUGUCAAAUAGUUUUCCACCCUCACACAGUGAGGAUUAGUAAAUGUGCUGGGCCUUAGCCACCCCUGAAUAUCCCUAUUUCUCUUGCAGUUGUGUUUGUUUUCUCAUAAAACUAAACUUGGACACAAACAA
This is a messenger RNA of Rhinolophus ferrumequinum (greater horseshoe bat), 1113 nucleotides long. It is a transcript of the gene LSM10, whose product is annotated as LSM10, U7 small nuclear RNA associated. Gene Ontology annotation, biological process: mRNA 3'-end processing by stem-loop binding and cleavage. Gene Ontology annotation, cellular component: nuclear body; cytoplasmic U snRNP body. The record is from RefSeq and is a predicted model, not a curated record. Lineage: Eukaryota; Metazoa; Chordata; Mammalia; Chiroptera; Rhinolophidae. The coding region runs from base 326 to 697 and encodes 123 amino acids. Gene Ontology annotation, molecular function: histone pre-mRNA DCP binding; U7 snRNA binding. The transcript has 2 exons.